Helobdella robusta is the source of this 741-nucleotide messenger RNA. RefSeq lists its product as hypothetical. Gene Ontology annotation, molecular function: ligand-gated sodium channel activity. Bases 1 to 741 code for a protein of 246 amino acids. The transcript has 2 exons. The record is from RefSeq and is a predicted model, not a curated record. NCBI's taxonomy places the organism in Eukaryota, Metazoa, Annelida, Clitellata, Rhynchobdellida, Glossiphoniidae. Gene Ontology annotation, biological process: sodium ion transmembrane transport. Gene Ontology annotation, cellular component: membrane.
AUGUCCACGAGCAAUAUAAUAACAGAGCUGGUGAAUUAUAGUAGGUCGACAUCUGUGAGGGGUGUUCCGAAGUUUGUGAACUCGAAAGAUAAAGUUCUGAAGGCGUUAUGGAUGGCCUGCGUUCUCAUCUGCUUCUCAAUUCUCAUUUUCCUCCUAGUUAACUCCUUCCAGAAGUUCUACUCCUGGUCCGUCAUGACACAGUCGGGAGAACUGGUGCGAUUGCAUUUGUGCUCUUUGAAGAGGAUAGGGGGUACCAUAACCUUCCCCGACGUGACCAUCUGCAACAUCGACCCCUUCGGAGCCGCCUACCCAGCAUCACUACCGAUUGAUACCUACUUAAACUUUAUUGAUACUUACAGACCGAACUUCAAAAACAUUUUCAUGGACGAGUAUAAAAUAGACGCGUCCGAGGAGAGAACCAUGUACAAUGACCUCUACUCGAUCCCCGCCUACAUUCAAAAUCUGCCUAAGUACGAUGAACUGGAGAACGCGGAGUGCCCUCAUUUCAUUGUCAAUUGCGAUAUUUUCAUGUUGAACUGGAUCAACUCAGAAUUGAACUGCACCCAACGAACGAAACAUUUCAAAUUUUGGGACCAAAAUUAUUACACCUGCUACACUAUAAGCACUAGUAAGAUAAACUCAUUCCCGAAUAUCACAGUUCGCGGUUUGUUCUUGGUAUUAAAUGUAGGACCCACACAUUUUAACCAGCUAAAACAAUUUCAUACCAGACGACUAUCAUAA